This is a messenger RNA of Lolium perenne, 708 nucleotides long. RefSeq names its product histone H2A.2.2. The record is from RefSeq and is a predicted model, not a curated record. Gene Ontology annotation, cellular component: nucleosome. Lineage: Eukaryota; Viridiplantae; Streptophyta; Magnoliopsida; Poales; Poaceae. Gene Ontology annotation, molecular function: DNA binding; structural constituent of chromatin; protein heterodimerization activity.
AAACACAAAUCCCAUCCUCCUCCUCUCCCAUCAUCCCACCACACCAAAUCCUCUCGCCGGAGCCAAGCAAGAUGGACGCCAGCAAGGGGAAGAAGUUCGCAGCCAAGAAACUCGGCGGGCCGAGGAAGAAGUCGGUGACCCGCUCCGUCAAGGCCGGGCUCCAGUUCCCCGUCGGCCGCAUCGGGCGCUACCUCAAGAAGGGCCGCUACGCCAAGCGCGUCGGCACCGGCGCCCCCGUCUACCUCGCCGCCGUCCUCGAGUACCUCGCUGCCGAGGUUCUGGAGCUCGCUGGCAACGCGGCGCGCGACAACAAGAAGUCCCGGAUCGUGCCGAGGCACCUGCUGCUCGCCAUCCGCAACGACCAGGAGCUCGGGAGGCUGCUCGGCGGCGUCACCAUCGCCCACGGCGGCGUGCUGCCCAACAUCAACCCGGUGCUUCUCCCCAAGAAGUCUGUUGAGAAGGCCGAGAAGGCCGCCGCCAAGUCGCCCAAGAAGGCGGCCAAGUCCCCCAAGAAGGCUGCCAAGGCGUAGAUCCGUCCACUGCUGCUGUUGCUGAUGAACUUAGUGCUUUGAUUGAGAGUGUUGUCUAGUUGUAGUUUAGUAGCUCGGUUUGUUUGGGGACGUGGUCCCCUAACUUUGUUCUGUAAUCGUGAGCGUGAGGAAGCCACUUGCUUCCUCUGUCUAAUGAAUUAUCCAAGUUGUGUUUUCA